CAUCGACGGUAACAGUUGAACGUCGGAGGCGAUUCAGAUUUUAGACGCUGACAUUCGAACGCCCGUUGUUCUAAUGAAGAAUAAUCCACUCGGAAGCCGAAGUUCACUAGCGAUGGAACAUCCGGAAGACGAAUGUCGCGGUGGCGGUGAACAUGCCAGUAAACAAGAUGACGAGGAAUCUGCUGCUCGUGUCGAGGAAUUUAAAAGAUCUAUUGAGGCAAAGAUUGCUUUGCGGCAGAUUAAUCUGAAUCCUGAGAGACCUGACUCAGGUUUUCUGAGGACUUUAGAUUCCAGCAUUAAGCGCAAUACAGCUGUUAUUAAGAAGCUUAAGCAGAUAAAUGAAGAGCAGCGGGAAGGCUUGAUGGAUGAUUUGCGGGGUGUCAACUUAAGCAAAUUUGUUAGCGAAGCUGUCACAGCUAUAUCUGAUGCCAAGCUAAGAACUUCAGACAUACAAGCGGCUGUUCAGAUAUGUUCAUUGCUUCAUCAAAGGUACAAAGACUUCUCCCCUAGCCUGAUUCAAGGCCUUUUGAAAGUCUUCUUUCCUGGAAAAUCUGGGGAUGAGCCAGAUGCUGAUAGGAGCUUGAAGGCUAUGAAGAAGCGCAGCACUUUGAAACUCCUCCUUGAACUUUACUUUGUUGGAGUUAUAGAAGAGACCAGCAUUUUCGUCAACAUCAUUAAGGACCUUACCAGCUUGGAGCAUUUAAAGGACCGAGACACGACUCAGACGAAUCUAACUCUUCUUUCCAGUUUUGCUCGACAGGGAAGAGUUUUGCUUGGACUUCCUCUUUCAGGACAGGAGAUUCUCGAAGAGUUUUUUAAGGGCCUCAAUAUAACAGCGGAUCAAAAGAAAAUCUUUAGGAAGGCAUUCUACACCUACUAUGAUGCUGCUGCAGAACUCCUCCACUCCGAGCAUGCUUCACUUCGUCAACUGGAACAUGAAAAUGCAAAGAUUUUAAAUGCCAAAGGGGAGCUUAGCGAAGAAAAUGCUGCUUCAUAUGAAAAAUUGCGGAAAUCCUACGAUCAGUUAUUCCGUGGUGUUUCAUCUUUAGCAGAAGCACUUGAUAUGCAACCUCCUGUAAUGCCAGAGGAUGGUCACACAACCAGGGUUACAAGUGGAGAGGAUGCAUCAUCUCCUGCUUCUGGAAAAGAGUCUUCUGUUCUUGAACCAGUAUGGGAUGACGAAGAUACAAGGGCAUUUUAUGAAUGCUUGCCCGAUCUGAGAGCAUUUGUUCCUGCUGUGUUACUUGGAGAAGCAGAGCCAAAAAUGGUCGAGCAUUCUCCCAAGACGCAAGAUCAACCAAUUACUCAGGAAUUGGCAUCUGAACCAGACCAAGGUCAUUUGGCUUCACAGGAGACUGCAGAGGUUUUUGUAAACCCUGGAGCUGCACCAGAAGGGAAAACUGAUGAGAAAGGGAAGGGCAAAGAGGAAAAAGAUAAGGAAAAGAUUAAAGACUCAGAUAAGGAGAAAGGGAAAGAAAAAGAUACUGAAAGAAAAGGAGAAAGUGAGAAGGAGAAACUGAAAGGUCUUGAAGGGACAAAUUUGGAUGCUUUGUUACAGAGACUUCCUGGUUGUGUGAGCCGUGACCUCAUUGAUCAGUUGACUGUGGAGUUCUGUUAUUUAAAUUCAAAAUCGAAUCGGAAAAGGCUUGUGCGGGCAUUGUUUAAUGUUCCUAGAACUUCUUUGGAAUUAUUGCCUUAUUACUCUCGCAUGGUGGCCACGUUAUCAACGUGUAUGAAGGAUGUCUCUUCAAUGCUCUUGCAGUUGUUGGAAGAGGAGUUCAACUUCUUGACAAAUAAGAAGGACCAAAUGAACAUUGAAACAAAGAUUAGGAAUAUAAGGUUUAUUGGAGAACUUUGCAAGUUCAGAAUUGCACCAGCAGGUCUUGUCUUUAGUUGUUUGAAGGCCUGUCUGGAUGAUUUUACUCAUCACAACAUAGAUGUUGCUUGCAACCUUCUUGAGACAUGUGGGCGCUUCCUGUAUCGAUCUCCUGAAACUACAAUACGUAUGGCAAACAUGUUGGAGAUAUUGAUGCGCUUGAAAAAUGUCAAAAAUUUAGAUCCUCGUCACAGCACCCUUGUAGAAAAUGCUUAUUACCUUUGCAAACCACCUGAACGUUCUGCUCGAGUCUCCAAAGUACGUCCACCAUUGCAUCAGUAUAUCAGAAAGCUUCUUUUCUCCGACCUUGAUAAGUCCUCCAUUGAGCAUGUCCUGAGGCAGUUGCGUAAGUUACCUUGGGAUGAAUGUGAAGAAUACCUAUUGAAAUGCUUUAUGAAGGUUCACAAGGGAAAGUACAGUCAAGUGCACCUCAUAGCUUCGCUUACUGCUGGACUGAGUCGCUAUCACGAUCAAUUUGCAGUGGCAGUUGUCGAUGAGGUUCUGGAGGAGAUCAGAUUGGGGCUGGAGAUGAAUGACUAUGGAAUACAGCAACGCCGCAUAGCACACAUGCGGUUCUUAGGGGAGCUAUACAACUAUGAGCAUAUAGAUUCAUCUGUUAUUUUUGAAACACUUUAUUUGAUUCUUGUAUUUGGCCAUGGGACACCAGAGCAAGAUGUGCUGGAUCCACCAGAAGAUUGUUUCCGCAUUCGGAUGAUCAUAACACUUCUGCAGACGUGCGGGCACUACUUUGACAGAGGUUCUUCCAAAAGGAAACUUGAUAGAUUUUUGAUAUAUUUUCAGAGGUACAUCCUCAGCAAAGGUUCAAUACCUCUAGAUAUCGAAUUUGACUUACAGGACCUAUUCGCAGAUUUACGUCCAAACAUGAUUCGAUAUUCAUCCAUUGAAGAUGUUAAUUCGGCCUUGAUAGAGCUUGAAGAACACGAGCGUUCAGUAUUAACUGAUAAGGGCAAUAGUGAGAAGCACUCAGACACUGAAAUUCGCAAGCGUCCUGUUCGGGUAAAUUCUAUUGCCACCGCGGCGAAUGGGCAAAACCCUGAAAAUGGGAUUGAAGAAAAUGGUAGAGCUCAUGAAGAGGUAGGAGACAGUGAGAGUGACUCAGGAAGUGGCAGCAUUGACCAGGAGGUGAAUGAAGAUUAUGAUGAGUUGUACGAGGACAAGUCUGAAAAUCAGGAAGAUGGAUGUGAUAGUGAUGAGGAAGAUGAUGACACAGGCGCGCCCAUUGCUUCUGAUGAGGAUGAUGAGAUCCAAGUCAGGCAGAAGGUGGUAGAGGUGGAUCCUCAGGAAGAAGCAGAGUUUGAUCGUGAGUUUAGAGCUCUAAUGCAGGAGAGUUUGGAGUCCCGCAAACUGGAGUUGCGGGCCAGACCAACCUUGAAUAUGACAAUACCAAUGAAUGUGUUUGAAGGAUCCAAGGAUCAUCAUGGAAGGAGCAUGGAGGGGGAAAGUGGGGAUGAAGUGAUGGAUGAAGAGGGAGGUGUCGGAAGCAAGAAGGAUGUAUGUGUGAAGGUCCUUGUGAAACGGGGGAACAAGCAACAAACAAAGCAAAUGUUCAUCCCCAAGGAUUGUUCACUAGUGCAGAGCACUAAACAGAAAGAGGCUGCUGAGCUUGAAGAGAAACAAGACAUCAAGAGGCUGGUAUUGGAGUAUAAUGACAGGGAAGAGGAGGAACUCAACGGCAUGGGGAUGCAGGCAAUGAAUUGGAUGCAGACAGGGGGAAGCAGACCAUCUGGCCGUGGCAGCAUGUGGGAUGGAUCUGGCGGGAGGUCAGCUGGACUUCGUUACCGGCAUCAUAACCACCCAUCCGGUGGUGGUGGAUUAUAUUAUGGAAGACGAAAAUGAAAUGAUUCUACCUGUGUAGUUUAUGAGGUUUAGUGUUUAUGUUGAUGGAAGAAAGCAGCUGGGGGAACAGAGGAAAGGGGUGGUUGUAUAUGAAUUGGGGGCAUGAAAAGUUGGCCCAUCUGAGCUGCGCAAGGUUUUGAUUCUUC
Molecule: messenger RNA, 3879 nt
Organism: Telopea speciosissima
Lineage: Eukaryota; Viridiplantae; Streptophyta; Magnoliopsida; Proteales; Proteaceae
Product: regulator of nonsense transcripts UPF2
Exons: 17
Coding region: 74-3733 (1219 amino acids)
Biological process (GO): nuclear-transcribed mRNA catabolic process, nonsense-mediated decay
Cellular component (GO): cytoplasm; exon-exon junction complex
Molecular function (GO): protein binding; RNA binding
Source: RefSeq, a predicted model, not a curated record